CACGCACACACACGCAGCCAGUCACAGUCUGCGAGCCGCGCCGAGCGGUCGUGCCGCCCGACAGAGUAGCGACGCGAACGCGUGCUCAACUUUAAAUACCCAAAAACAUUAACUAAUUACAAUUUCACCGUAACAACCAGUGGUCAAUCAACACCCACGUGAAUUCUAAACGAGUGUAAACACCCAAACUGUGAUAAACAAUAACAUUUCAAAGUUUAGAGGAUAUUUUUAGAAGUGUGUUUAAUUUUGUGAUGCUGAUGAGGAUUUUGUACUCAUGACGUUGUGGAUCUGUUAGCCGUUGUUAGCAUGGUGACAGGGAACGCAGGAUUGUGGCUAUUGUAAUUAUAGGUUCAAAUUGAACGAUGGCAGUCGUUAAUUUUAGUUUGUGUGUGGUGCUAAUGCUGUACCAGCUAUCUACUGUGAUGACUGAUGAGGCGUCAGCUGAAGUCAAGGAUCUGGGAAUAAAUGAUCCCAAAGAAUCAUCAUCAUCAUCAUCAGCAUCGACCGAGGGCGUGCGGUGCUACUGCAACACGGCCCAGUGCGUGGGCACGGGCUACCUGUGCCGCGCGUCCGCCGCCGGGGGCUGCUACAGCGAGCUGCCAGCGCCGCGCCGCGCGCACCACGCGCGCCACGGCUGUCUCCACCACCUCGCUGACACGGAGAAGGAGGCGCUAUCCCGCUGCCACAACUCACCUAGCGGGGGCGGGGGCGCGGGGGGGGCCUGGGACCACUCGCUGCUGCUGUGCUGCUUCAGCGACCUCUGCAACCAUGAGGACAGUCCGCUGGCCCGCGCCCGGCUUAAUCUGACGGCUGGAGAUGCUGACAGCAACGCGAUCCCGAGCGCGGCGGGCUACUCCAGCGAGGUGUGGUUCAAGGCGGCCACCAUCGCCGUGCCGGUGUGCGGCGCGCUCAUCCUGUUCCUGUUGGUGGCCGUGGCCGUGCGGCUGCUAAGAGCCGAUGCGCUGCUGCAGGCUGAUAGGAAGCUCAGGGGCGGCUACAUGUCUCCUCUAGCGCAGCACUCGUCGGAGGACGUGAAGAAGGUGUGGGUGGGGGGCGCGGCGGCCCCGCUGCUGGUGGCGCCGGGCGGCCGCCUGGUGGCCGUCGAGCGGGCGCAGCUUGAGCCCCCCUGCCAGCAACUCUGUGAUAUACAGCGAUAGACUACAUAGAAUCUCUAUGGUGGCCCGCCGUGAAACUCCGCAAAGGUUGCAUGGAUAUGUGGACUUCUUCGUGAGUGAACUUUUUGUGCAAGUGACAGUUAAUUUGAAUUUCGAUUUCGAUUUCUAGG
This is a messenger RNA of Plutella xylostella (diamondback moth), 1285 nucleotides long. RefSeq names its product BMP and activin membrane-bound inhibitor homolog. NCBI's taxonomy places the organism in Eukaryota, Metazoa, Arthropoda, Insecta, Lepidoptera, Plutellidae. The record is from RefSeq and is a predicted model, not a curated record.